GUCUUCCGGUCACGUGACCCGCCGCCUGCUCCAUUGGGAGAGCGCGGUGUUUGCUGCAUUUUCCUUCAGAGCGGGAGAGACGCGCGCACGCACGCACGCACGCCGUGUCACUCCAUGAAAGCCGACGUUGCUAUGAUCUGCUGCCAUCGCUAAGAUGUUCCUCUACGAAGACCCGGGCCGGAACAGGAACAAGACCAUGGACGCCUUGAUGUCUGGCGGGAACGCCAUGGCGCACUCGGCCGCCCUGGGCGCGCACACGUCGCCUAUGAUGCACACCGCCGGCUACUCGGCCGCCGACGUGUCCGCGGGCACGAGCGACUCGUUCACGUCGUCGGGGCCGCCGCAGGGCGCUCUCCCGUACUCCUACUUGGCGGGCGGCUACUACCCGUGCAGGGUGAAGGCCGCGCCUUACGUGGACAACUGUGAGGAGUACCCCAGCCCCCGGCCCAAAGACUUCUUCUACCACCCGGGACCCUACCAGCCCGUGGCCAGCUACCUGGACGUGUCCGUGGUCCAGACGCUCGGGGCUGCCGAGCCGCGCCAUGACGGCCUGCUUCCGGUGGACCCGUACCAGCCUUGGACGCUGGCAGGCGGCUGGGGGGGGCAGGUGUGCUGCAAGGACCAAGGACCGCACCUCUGGAAGUCCGCCUUGGCCGACCACGCCUCCCGCGGAGGCCGCAAGAAACGCGUGCCUUACUCCAAAGUGCAGCUGCGCGAGCUGGAGGCGGAGUACUGCGCCUGCAGCUUCGUCAGCAAAGACGCCAGGAAGAAGAUGUCCGCCGCCACCAAGCUGACGGAGCGCCAGAUCACCAUCUGGUUCCAGAACAGGAGGGUCAAGGACAAGAAGGUCAAAAACACCUCAUCCUAAUCGCCAUGGCAACCAUCUCCAUGUCCGCCAUCUCAGCUCCAAUCAUCAAUAUACUUUAAUCGUUAGCAUUAGCAUUAGCAUUAGCAUUCAGCCUUUUCUUAGCACGUUUUAGGCUAAAAGUUGAUACUUUCCUAUAUUCAGUGGCUGAAUACAUAUAUUAACAUCAUAUUAAAUACAUAUAUUAACAUCAUAUUAAAGGUUUUAAAAUGACAUUUAUUUAUGAAAUAAAUAAGAAUAAUCAGACAGCUUUCAUGAAUGGCCGCCAUUUUGGGUCACAUGACUGUCACGUGACAACAGCAGUAGAACGCAUUGAAAUAGUUUUUAGGGCUUUUUAUGGAACAUAAAACAAACCCGAUUAAAAAACACAACAUUGAAAUGAAUAAUAAAGUAAAUUAUAAAAACACAUCAUUGAAAUACAUAAUAAAGCAACCUAAAGUCCAAAUUUAAAAACACAAGAUUGAAAUAAAUAAAGUAAAUUAAAAAAACACAACAUUGAAUUAAAUAAUAAGGUAAGUAAAAAACAACAACAUUGAAAUAAAUAAUAAAGCAAACUAAAGUUCCAGUUAAAACAUUGAAAUAAAAAAGUAAAUACAAAAACACAACACUGAAAUAAAUAAUAAAUAAAAAACACAACAUUGAAAUAAAUAAUAAAGUCCAAAUUAAAAAACACAACAUUGAAAUAAAUAAUAAAGUAAAUUAAAAAAUACACAACAUUGAAAUAAAUAAAUAAAUUAAAACAACACAUCAUUGAAAUAAAUAAUAAAGCAAACUAAAGUCUAAAUUAAAAAACACACAACAUUGAAAUCAAUUCAUUGAUAUUAUUUCUUUCAUGAAAUAAAUAUGAUAGAAACAGUUAAAUUGUGAUAUUUGACAACCUAUUGAAGUUAGAGUUGUUACAUGGAUUGAAUGGUAAUAUAAACAAUCCUACUAGCGGACAUGAAGGGCCGCCAAUUUGGGUCACAUGACUGUCACGUGACAACAGCAGUAGAACGCAUUUGAAAGUGUUUUUUUAUGGCCUUUUAUGGAAAAUAAAGCAAACUAAGGUCCCAAUUAAAAAAACACAACAUAUAAAUAAAUAAUAAAGUAAACCUAAAGUCCAAAUUAAAAAACACAUAAUUGAAUUAAAUAGUAAACUAAGUAAAAAAACAACAACAUUGAAAUACAUAAUAACGCAAACUAAAGUUCCAGUUACAACAACAACAUUGAAAUAAAUCAUAAAGUAAAUUAAAAAACACAACAUUGAAAUAAAUAAAGUAAAUUAAAAAACAACAUUGAAAUAAAUAAUGAAGUAAAUUAAAAAAAACAAAAAAACAGGCCCUGCAAUGAGGUGGCGACUUGUCCAGGGUGUACCCCGCCUUCCGCCUGAUUGUAGCUGAGAUAGGCUCCAGCACCCCCCGCGGCCCCGAAGGGAAUAAGUGGUAGAAAAAAUGGAUGGAUGGAUAGAAAAAAACAACAACAUUGAAAUAAAUAAUGGAGUAAAUUAAAAAACACAACAUUGAAAUAAAUAAUGAAGUAAAUUAAAAAAAAACAACAUUGAAAUAAAUAAUCAAGUAAGUAAAAAACAACAACAUUGAAAUAAAUAAUAAAGUAAGUAAAAAACAACAACAUUGAAAUAAACAAAUAACUGGGACUUUUUAACUAAAGUCCCAGUUAAAAAACACAAUACGUUUUUUAUAAGGUUUAAAAAACACAACAUUGAAAUAAAGUUUUUAUUACUUUCAUGAAAUACAUAUGAUACAAACAGUUAAAUUGUGAUAUUUUGACAACCUAUUAAAGUUUGAGUUGUUACAUGGAUUUAAUUGUAAUAUAAACAAUCAUUCUAGUGGACAUGAAGGGCCGCCAUUUUGGGUCACAUGACCUUUUAUGGAAAAUAAAGCAAAACUAAAGUCCCAAUUAAAACAACGCAACAUUGAAAUAAAUAAUAAAGCAAACUAAAGUCCAAAUUUAAAACAACACAACAUUGAAAUAAACAAUAAAGCAAAGUAAAGUCCCAAUUAAAAAACACGAAGUUAUUUAAAAGGUUAAAAACACAAGAUUGAAAUCAAGUUAUUAAUAUUAUUUCUUUAAUUGAAUUAAUAUGAUACAAACAGUUAAAUUGUAAUAUUUGACAACCUAUUUGAAUUAGUUGUUGUAUAAAUAAUCAUACUAACGAUAUAAAAUCUAUUGCAUUAUUAUUAUUAUUAUUAUUAUUAUUAGUGUACAUGAAGGGCCGCCAUUUUGGGUCACAUGACAGUCACGUGACAACACUUCUAUACAGUAGAACUCGUGUGAACACUUAGAAAGUCAUUUUGAAGUUGUUGUUUUUUAUGUGGUGAAAAUAAAGUGCCUAAAGUAAAAAUAAAGGAGAAGAAAGUGAUCAAUAAAAUGUUUAUCUAUAGACUUUAUUCCAAUGUUUGUUCUUUGUUCACAACAUAAACUCUCAUGUUGUCUGUGUUUACAUCAUCAAUGUGAUCUGGACCACACCUCCACGUAAUGACGUCAUCAGCAGUGACGACGUCAUGUCAAUCAAAGUUUUC
Molecule: messenger RNA, 3384 nt
Organism: Entelurus aequoreus (snake pipefish)
Lineage: Eukaryota; Metazoa; Chordata; Actinopteri; Syngnathiformes; Syngnathidae
Product: homeobox protein Hox-B13a-like
Exons: 2
Coding region: 155-868 (237 amino acids)
Biological process (GO): regulation of transcription by RNA polymerase II
Molecular function (GO): DNA-binding transcription factor activity, RNA polymerase II-specific; RNA polymerase II cis-regulatory region sequence-specific DNA binding
Source: RefSeq, a predicted model, not a curated record